Messenger RNA from Diprion similis, 3344 nucleotides. Its product is annotated as G-protein coupled receptor Mth2-like. Gene Ontology annotation, biological process: cell surface receptor signaling pathway; G protein-coupled receptor signaling pathway. The transcript has 9 exons. The coding region runs from base 349 to 2571 and encodes 740 amino acids. Lineage: Eukaryota; Metazoa; Arthropoda; Insecta; Hymenoptera; Diprionidae. Gene Ontology annotation, cellular component: membrane. Gene Ontology annotation, molecular function: G protein-coupled receptor activity. The record is from RefSeq and is a predicted model, not a curated record.
CACUUUCGUCAGUGAUAUCGACGCUGUGUUGUAUGGAUCGAAUAGUUUAUAAACAGGGGCGUUUAACAGAAGAUAAAAUGUAAUAGUUGUUACACGCGUAUUACGUGUAGUCGGAUAAGAUUUAUCACAUUUUUGUACAAAUCCGAGGCUGAUCACCAGCCUCUUUUUCAUUCCACCGUCACUUCACUCACUCUUUUACUCCGAUCCAGACGCGCUUUUGUUUUCGGUACUUCGCUCCGAAGCAGACGAUUUACGUUCCAGUUUUUCAACUCUACGCUUAGCGGGAUUUUCCUGCCUGUACUCUGACGCGUGCGUUUGGAGAAGCUGAGGACGGUUUUGUUUGGCCCGAUGGCGCCGUGUCGGACGAACUUGAUAAAGGCGUCGAACGUGUUGGUGUUCCUGACCUUUUUAACGGUGGGGACGUCAUCAGUCAAAGUAGGCGAGUCGAGGCUGUUGAGGAAAUGCUGCAACCCCGGAAGCGUCGUGACCUUUGACGGAGAAUCGCACGCGUGCAAAACGUCACCUCCCGAUGCUCCGGAGUUUUUUGAUCCGAUUAAUUCCGGGCAAAGAAACCCGGGCAUUCCCGCUUGCCAGAACGGCGCAAAUAUCUCGACCAUUCCACUCGCCGAUGCAAAUUUCACCCACUUGCCGAGGGAGUCUUGCAUCGACGUUAUUAUCGGCUCGGAAGACGACGUCGAAUCGCGACGAAACGGUUCGCUGACUCUUUUAUUCUGCACUCGGAACUCGGACACGGAUUUGGCCGACGGAUCUCACGACGAAUCUCGUCAGCUUCCGAUUGUCGCGAAAAUCAGGAGAUGCUGUUUACGUGGUGAGAUUUUCAGGACCGAUCGGCGAGCCUGUGUGCCGUUGGAGGAUUCGGAUCGAGAUGUUUCCACCGGAUCUUUGCUCCGAAGUAUCGGGUCUACCGAUUUUCUCUACGCCAAAAGAGGCCCGUUGAUCUGUCCGCACGCCAUUAUCGAUCAAGAAGUUAAUCAGACCCAGGUUUCGAUCGUGAAUGGAAGACUCAAGGUCACAACAACGAAUUCCACCGUCGUUGUUGAUCUGCUUGCAACCGAGGAAAGCGUUUGCCUCGAAUCAGGCAAUUCGCCUGGUCAUCUGGUCGUCAGAGCUUGUCGAGGCAAAGAAUAUUGUCGCGAUAAUACCUGCCUGAGAAAAUGCUGCCGGGAAGAUGAGGCGAUGGUCGAAACCUCGUGUCAAAAAUUACCGGCCGAAUUGACGGUUUCGAAGCUGCACGAGGAGGUCCGGAAUUUGUCGAACGCGGUGGAGAACUCGACGGAACAGGUCGUCGACAGUACCGAGUACGGACUUCUCGUCGGUAAGCCGUGCUUGUACGGAAUGUACGCGGUACUUAGAGAGGAGAACUGGCAUCUCGUGCCGGAAGGAAAGCUCCACGUUCCCGGUUACCAAACUUACGAGCAUCACCAGCACUGCAUGGACAUGUUUUACAACACCAGCCUCGGACCGGACGGCCUUUAUCCAUUUGUUUGCUUCGAGGAUCCCCCCCUGCAGGACAACUACUCCGAGGAGAGGUAUCACGUGAACGCAGCGCUGCUGAUAAUCGGCUGUACUUUCCUUCUGGUCACAUUGCUGGUUUACAUAUGUUUGCCGACUCUGCAAAAUCUUCAUGGGAAAACUCUCAUGUGUCACGUGGGGAGCCUAUUGGUGGCAAUGGUUUGUCUCGCCAUCGUUGCCGUUGCAAUUCCGAAGGAGUCCCAAGUGCAAGAAGAAGAUAAAAUCGACUUAGAAGAUGUCUGCACAUUUCUGGGGUACACAAUGCUAUUCUCUUUCCUAUCCGCCUUCUUCUGGCUGAACGUCAUGUGCUUUGACAUAUGGUGGACUUUCGGAUCACUGCGGCAUUCGGGAAGGACCAACACCAAGCGGCAGGAGGACCACAAACGAUUCAUACUCUAUUGCCUCUACGCGUGGGGCCUUGCGGUGAUAUUUGUCAUCGUCGCUGUCACCGCUGAUUACCUACAAUUUUUACCUGCUAAUCUGCGCCCCGGGAUGGGGGUUCGGAGGUGCUGGUUCUCAAGUGGCUAUAGCUUUCAUGGUGAGAUAUUAUUUUUCACUGGUCCGGUCUCGAUUCAACUCGUCGUUAACAUCGUCCUGUUCAUUCUGACGGCCAGGAGGUGUAACAUGGUCAAAGCCGACAUCCAGCGACGAGUUAAAAUGAACAAGUCGGAUUCCAGGAGCCGUAGGUUUCAAGCUGAUAAAAAUAAAUUGAUCCUGAAUGUCAAGCUCUUCAUCGUCAUGGGGAUAUCCUGGAUCCUCGAGGUGAUAUCCUACUUCCUGAACCACUACCUGACGAACUUCAGUUGGAAAACGGAAUUCUUCUGGGCGUCGGACGCGUUCAAUUGCCUCCAGGGUCUUAUGAUAUUCGUGCUCUUCGUACUGAAGAAGAAAGUCUUUCACGCAUUGCGACGGAAGUUCGCAAAGAGUGACGAAAGCCGCCGAUGCAGCACCGCCGGGGUUCACGAUCCGUACAGAGUCAGAAAGAGUCCCAGCACCAGCACGAUACUCUCCACGUUUGCCGUUAGCUCUUCGCCUUGAUCGUAGGGAGAAGAUGAAAUGAAACACGAGAGCCUGGCCUUUUACGUGGAUCACAGUAGUCAAUUUGCCAGAUUGCGGGUAAAGGUUCAGGGAACAGGAAAUUUAUUACUUCACCGGAUCUCACCCGUUGUGGCAAGAAAGCCAAAGAAAGAGUCAAACCUGAUUUUAACAGCCGAUGUAUCGACUCGGGGAAUUGCGAAACUCAGAGUUUUCGAGGAGCCAGAUGUUUCAGUGUUUCUACUCAAUGAAACGAUGAUGAUUAUUUAAUUUUCUCUCAGUUCUGAGGCAUCGUCUCAAUUUUUACACUCGGCAAAUACGUAUUAGAAUUUCGCCAAGUUUCCAUUAGAGUUGAUUCGAAGAAUUGGAGAAAAUUUCACAUUCGGUGGUUUGAUUUAAAUUUUAGCCAAAGAAGCUUAUCCAAUUCAACUACUCGUUAUAUUUAGUUCAAUCGUGUUCAUAUCCAGGCCGUUGCUAAACAUUUGUAAAUAAUUUGAAAUGGAUAUAAUGUUAAAUUUUUUUUAUAAUGCUUAUACUAUACGUAUAACGUAAUACGUAAAAUGGCAGUGAUUUAUAGACGUCGGAAAGCUUCCGGGGAUAAAUCUACUUGAAAGAAAAAAAAAGAGAUGGGAAAAAAUUGAAAAUUAUGUUAAUAAUCUGUAAUUUAAAGAUUAUGAAUCACAAUUUUAUUAUAUAUACAGAUAUAUAGUUACAUAUAGACAAUACAAAUACGCCUACAUUCUCAAUAAAUGGUACCAUUCGUAUUUUUUUAUUUA